UUGGAUUUCAUUUGUGUUGAGAAUUUUAAUGUCUGGUUCUGUAGUGUAAUCGUGCACGGCAUUUCGUUGUCCUGCAGUGUUCUUAUUUUACAUAUUUAAUAUUUUGUGCAGGAGAUCUUCCAAAUUUAAGUCAAAUUUCCUUUGGAAUUGUGCAAUAAUAUGUACAGAUGUAAUUAAAAUAGUUCGCCAGGCGGUAUUUCAAUUGGUUAUAUGUAUUUUAAUAUUACGAGGACCGCGUGUACUCAAUCAUUUGUGGCAGCAGUAUUUUGAGAUAAAAGAAGAGAAUCGGGAAAUCAAGCUAGUACUUUUGCAGUGUAAUCGAAAAAACGUGUUCAGACAUGAAUGAUUCGCAGCAGGCCUCAUGCUCACGAAAGCCAGCUUCCACAAAUUUAAGCGAAUACAACAUCGCCUCGAAUCCACCAAUGCUCAAUCCUGAAGAGGCAGAGGAAGAUCGCAAGCAUAUGCAGAAGAUCAUAGCAGCUUUGCGCUAUUAUCAAAAAUACUGCUAUGCGCGCGUAAAUAAGACUGAAAGCUACCUCAACAGUCUUCCUAAACGUCAUCAGGACAUGUUGGCCAAGUAUCGCAAUCAUUUGCGUGUUAUAAGAGACUGUAUCGAUGAGAAUCAGAAGGUUAUCAGGAAAAUGUUGCGCGACAAUGUCGAUUUUAUUGAUAUGGACGGUUCCGAACAGAUUUACGUUGCUCAGCAUGACAUCGAUGGGCAUGCGACCAAAAUUAGGCGUCAAGAUAUGGAACAUGCAACAGAGCAAGCUGAUGUUGAACCUUUUAAAAUUUUAAAGGCCCAAUCGACAUUAAAGUUAAUUGCGCGCGAUUGGAGUGCAUCCUGCGCCGAGGAGCGUGAACAAUCGUACAAACCGAUCAUCGAUGCUAUCGAGGAGUUUUUUAAGCCUAGCGAAUUUGCACUUAAUGAAGUGAAAAUUCUUGUACCUGGUGCUGGGCUUGGACGUCUAACCUAUGAACUAGCCUACCGUGGCUAUGAAUGUGAAGGCAAUGAAGUUUCCUAUUUUAUGCUAAUAGCCUCAUAUUUUGUCUUAAAUCUCUGCACUGAGGAAAAUAAGUACACGCUAUAUCCCUGGGUGCAUCAGUUCGUAAAUAAUUUACGUAUGGCAGAUCAAGUGAUGCCCAUUCGGUUUCCUGACAUUUGCCCAGCGAAAAAUCCACCUAAGGGCAACUUAAUGAUGGCAGCAGGCGACUUUUUGGAGGUCUACAAAACGCCUAACAGCUAUGAUUGUGUCGCCACUUGCUUCUUUAUCGACUGCGCUAAUAAUAUUGUGGACUUUAUUGAAACUAUUUUUAGAAUAUUGAAACCAGGCGGCAUUUGGGUGAAUUUGGGCCCACUACUUUAUCAUUUUAGCGAUAUACAGGGCGAGAAUAGCAUCGAACCUACUUUUGAAAAUUUGGAGGUAAUCAUCAAAAUGGUUGGCUUUGAAUUUCUUCGUAGCCAAACAGGCGUACGCACUAAAUAUGCACAAAACCCACAAUCCAUGCUUAAAAGUGAAUACGAAAGCUUAUUUUGGAUUUGCCGCAAGCCAGAAAAUGCAGUUGACCGCAUUGACGAUUCAUCGCAUUGCGAUGAUGAAUAUGAUGAGCUCAUUGAUGGCGGCGUUGGCAGUAGCAGCAACAGUAGUCGCUAUGAAGAUAACUACAGCAAUGGCUACAGAAACGCAUACCAACAUCAAUAGUAUUGACGGCAGUUCAAGCAGCUGCUAGGCGUCAGCGGUGACAGUCAAGGGACGACAAAAGGCGCAAGGUAUUAUCACAGAAUAAACAGUAUACACAAGACGCAGCACAUACAAAUUUAUUUUUCUUCGGCGGGCGUAAUAUUACAAUCCGGACCAGAGCAGAGAAGUUAACAUCACGACCACUAUGAAUAACAUGGCGACCCGUAACAGAGCAGAGAAGUUAACAUCACAUCCACUGUGAAUAACAUGAAGUUAACAUCUCGCCACAAACACACAUCGUGAUCAGCGUUGCCGGAAGCUUGAAAAAAAAUGUAUUAUUUGUUUAUUCUGUGGUAUUAUCUUGCCUAACACUUAGUUAUUAGUCAUUUUGCAAUCCUAGUUUUUUGUUUUUUGACACAAACAACAAAUUUUUCCACAAGCGUAAGCAUACGCAAAUCAGAAUGACUAUGUGUUUAUAAAAACACAACUCGCUUGAUGACAACAAAGUUGUACGUAUAAUACGGGGCCUGUUCGAGCCACGUAAUAAAAGGGGCAAUACUGCAGCACUGAUGAAAAUUUGCAAUACUGUUGCAACUUCCCAACUGAUAAAACGUUGCUAGAAAAUUCACACCGAUCGUGAUACUUUAAUAAUUCUCGCAACAUUGCGUUUGUGAUUGCCUCUCGAACAAGCCCAUGCUCUCUUUUAUGAUCAAGUAGUAUAAAUAUUGAAUAUUAGGCAUAUGAAAUUGAAUUCUUUAACAUGGAAUAUGUUUUUAAGUUUAAUUAAAGCAUUAUGCAAAAGCAUAAAACACGAUACUAUAGUAGAGUAUGUUUGUAAUUUUAAGCAAAGUAUUACCGGAACCAGAACUAUGAUUUCAAAAUCUACAAAGUUGCAAAAAUAGUUGGUAGAACACACUUCACGAAAUGAAUGAAAUAAAAAUUUUACCUGUAUUGAAAUUA
Molecule: messenger RNA, 2639 nt
Organism: Rhagoletis zephyria (snowberry fruit fly)
Lineage: Eukaryota; Metazoa; Arthropoda; Insecta; Diptera; Tephritidae
Product: carnosine N-methyltransferase
Biological process (GO): carnosine metabolic process
Cellular component (GO): cytosol; nucleus
Molecular function (GO): carnosine N-methyltransferase activity
Source: RefSeq, a predicted model, not a curated record